CGCCCGCGCCCGCCGGGGCCGGAGCCGGCCAGGCCCGGGCUCUCCCCCCACUCCCCGCCGCCCGCCCGCCACCCGCGCGCCAUGGACUCGGACGAGGGCUACAACUACGAGUUCGACGAGGACGAGGAGUGCAGCGAGGAGGACAGCGGCGCCGAGGAGGAGGAGGACGACGACGACGAGGAGCCCGACGACGAUAACCUGGACCUGGGCGAGGUGGAGCUGGUGGAGCCCGGGCUGGGCGUCGGGGGCGAGCGGGACGGGCUGCUGUGCGGGGAGACGGGCGGCGGGGGCGGCGGCAGCGCCCUGGGGCCCGGCGGGGGCGGCGGCGGGGGCGGCGGCGGGGGCGGCCCCGGGCACGAGCAGGAGGAGGACUACCGCUACGAGGUGCUCACGGCCGAGCAGAUCCUGCAGCACAUGGUGGAAUGUAUCCGGGAGGUCAACGAGGUCAUCCAGAAUCCAGCAACUAUCACAAGAAUACUCCUUAGCCAUUUCAAUUGGGAUAAAGAGAAGCUGAUGGAAAGGUACUUUGAUGGAAACCUGGAGAAGCUCUUUGCUGAGUGUCAUGUAAUUAAUCCAAGUAAAAAGUCUCGAACUCGCCAGAUGAACACACGGUCAUCAGCCCAGGACAUGCCUUGUCAGAUCUGCUACUUGAACUACCCUAACUCAUAUUUCACUGGCCUUGAAUGUGGACAUAAGUUCUGUAUGCAGUGCUGGAGUGAAUAUUUAACUACCAAAAUAAUGGAGGAAGGCAUGGGACAGACUAUCUCAUGUCCUGCUCAUGGUUGUGAUAUCUUAGUGGACGACAGCACAGUUAUGCGUCUGAUCACAGAUUCAAAAGUUAAAUUAAAGUACCAGCAUUUAAUAACUAAUAGUUUUGUAGAGUGCAAUCGACUGUUAAAGUGGUGUCCUGCCCCAGACUGUCACCAUGUUGUUAAAGUACAGUAUCCUGAUGCUAAACCUGUUCGCUGCAAAUGUGGGCGCCAGUUUUGCUUCAACUGUGGAGAAAAUUGGCACGAUCCUGUUAAAUGCAAGUGGUUAAAGAAGUGGAUUAAAAAGUGUGAUGAUGACAGUGAAACCUCCAAUUGGAUUGCAGCCAACACAAAGGAGUGCCCUAAAUGCCAUGUAACCAUUGAAAAGGAUGGAGGUUGCAAUCACAUGGUCUGUCGUAACCAGAAUUGUAAAGCAGAGUUUUGCUGGGUGUGUCUUGGUCCCUGGGAACCACAUGGAUCUGCCUGGUACAAUUGCAACCGUUACAAUGAGGAUGAUGCCAAGGCAGCAAGAGAUGCACAGGAGAGGUCCCGGGCAGCCCUACAGAGGUAUCUGUUCUACUGCAAUCGCUACAUGAACCACAUGCAGAGUCUUCGCUUCGAGCACAAACUCUAUGCUCAGGUGAAGCAGAAGAUGGAGGAGAUGCAGCAACACAACAUGUCCUGGAUUGAGGUGCAAUUUCUGAAGAAAGCAGUGGACGUGCUAUGCCAGUGUCGUGCCACUCUGAUGUACACUUAUGUCUUCGCCUUCUACCUCAAAAAGAAUAACCAGUCCAUCAUCUUUGAGAAUAACCAGGCAGAUCUGGAGAACGCCACAGAGGUGCUGUCAGGGUACCUGGAGCGAGAUAUAUCCCAAGAUUCAUUGCAGGACAUAAAGCAGAAAGUGCAAGACAAGUACAGAUACUGUGAGAGUCGACGAAGGGUUUUAUUACAGCAUGUGCAUGAAGGCUAUGAGAAAGACCUGUGGGAGUACAUCGAGGACUGAGAAAGGCCCUGCAUACGAUGAACUCUGAAAACUUUACCAUCUAGAGUGCUCAUGCAAUUAAAACAAAAAACACAAAAAAGGAGGCACUAAGCCUGUUCUGACACCGCUGGUCUGUAGUACCGGAAUUCUGUUUUGUUAACAGAAAGUUUAAGUAAAUUAUAUUGUAAUAAAAAAAGGUAGAUAAACCAUUGUACAACAGUAUUCUAGGCCGCCAACAAGUGUGACAGAUGCACUAAAAGCCCUCCAACUUUGACUUGUAACGUAGCUUCAUCCUCCCAGCCGGCUCCUCUCUCUUCUCUUUUCUUUUCCUUGUGUGUAGUACAGUUCACCCUAAAACACAGUUUCUUGACACUGCUUUUCAUGUCCAGACCAGCCACUUUGUUGUACUUUGGUGAGGGAUCUCUUCUCUCCACCCCCCCACCCCCACC
Trichosurus vulpecula (common brushtail) is the source of this 2180-nucleotide messenger RNA. It is a transcript of the gene ARIH1, whose product is annotated as ariadne RBR E3 ubiquitin protein ligase 1. Gene Ontology annotation, biological process: positive regulation of proteasomal ubiquitin-dependent protein catabolic process; ubiquitin-dependent protein catabolic process; protein polyubiquitination. Gene Ontology annotation, molecular function: ubiquitin conjugating enzyme binding; ubiquitin protein ligase activity; zinc ion binding. The record is from RefSeq and is a predicted model, not a curated record. Lineage: Eukaryota; Metazoa; Chordata; Mammalia; Diprotodontia; Phalangeridae. The transcript is spliced from 14 exons. The coding region runs from base 82 to 1752 and encodes 556 amino acids. Gene Ontology annotation, cellular component: cytoplasm; ubiquitin ligase complex; nucleus.